AUAAGGGAAGAUCGCGAGGACGAGCUAAAAUUGCUCACUGUGUUCAUUUUACUUCAAAAUCCCACCCGUGGCCCCUCUCCGAGGCGUCUGCGUGGACGACAGUAGCUUGUUGCGCCGUGUGCAGGCUUUGAGGCUUGUCGACAGCUCGGAGCGCAAGCUUAUCCCUCUGUUUCAAAGAGAUUUCUGUCUUGACUGUCUCAAAUCCCGUCUGAGGCAUGUUGUGCUGAAGAAACACCUAUGCAGGUGGAUUCUACACUGAUGAAUGUAGGGGAUGGAGGCACGGUGAGCAGAGAGAUCAGUGCUCCAAAUAAAGCAUCCACUAGUAUGGUGGGAAAUCCCCCUCAGACGUUACCCCCUGAAUUUAGAAGAGAUGUUAACCUCAAUCAGCAAAACAAGACCACUCCAACAAAAGACUGUAAGACUGUAAAAGCCUGCCUGGAUACGAGCAAUUGCAACCUCAGCCCUGAACUUUCUCCACCUCAGCAGCCUAAUAAUGCGCCAAUGUCCAGCUCAGUUCUCACCAGCUCAGAGAAGAGAACAGACAAAAGGACAGAGGCCCCUAAAGUCAGAUCCGACGGUGCCGGGGUCUUUCCCACUCCUCAGUGGUCAAGCGGCGUAAAAGCCAGCCGGGAGGACCCUCUCAACCCUUGUCAUAGCAAUGUAACGUCCAGCAAGAAAUCACAGCCUCAAACACAGUCUCCUCAAAGUGUUCCACCAGGGUUUCAGUGCUCUGCCAUGUUUAAACCAGCCCAAUCCGUUGCCUUCUUCCCCUCCUCUAACUUUCCCUCUCCGCUAUGUAAAAUUACUCUUCCACCAGCAUUAGGUCAAAUUGCAGCUUUGAGAGAAGCCACAGCCAAUCAGUUUCAGAAAGAGAUUCAACCUCAAAGCUCCAGCGUCGGAGGGACACCUCUCAUGAGGACCUAUCCCUAUUCAUUGUCCGUGGGCCGUAGUUCAGACAAAAAGGCAGGCGGAUCGGCGUUGAAGCUUAAAUCGAACCACUCGACAAGUAAAAAUGCCAAGCCGCUUGUGGAGCAUAAAUCUUUAGCCUCUGUGGUGGCCUCCCCAGCCAUUGCGCUACCACUGCAGCACCCUUCGCUGACUUCAGCAGGGCCCACCCACUACACCUUGUCUCCCACUGCUGCCAUUUGCUGCGGCUCUGCGCUGGCCAGCAUCACCUCUCAGAGCAGACUCCUCAACCAUGUGGAGAAAGGCAACAGCAUGGAAAAGACAGCCAUCAGCUCUCUUAAUGCAGCAUCCCUGUCUGCUGCAGAGGACCACACAGCUUGUUCGAUCGAACCAAGAGAUGUACCUCUUGAUUUGUCAGCGAAAUCAAAACGUCCAAAAUGCAUAACUGACACUCCAGUGUCUGGGAUGGAGCCUCAUAAUAAUGAGUCUAAUCAAAGAGAUAUCAUGAACGCUAAUAGGACUCAUUCUGCAGCUUGUAGCUCAGCGGGGCAAUACCCAAUCUUACCAAAUACACACAGAAAUGGAUCUCAUCAAAAGCAAUUAAAUAGGACUCAGAAUCACCAGGUCCCAGAACCCAAACCAACCUGGGGUAAAGGAUCUUCACAGGAGUCAAUAAAAACUAUCCCUGGUACAUAUGUUGGCGUGGCUAGCCCGAUUCUGGCUUCUACCCUAAGGAGCAAAGACGGAAAGGGGACCUUUGUAGAUGAAUUUCAGAGUUUCGCAAAGCAAGAGUUUAUAUCUAUAAUUGACCAAGGAGAACAUGUGGGUUCUGGGGGAAAGAAGCCGUCUUGUCUGAUGAAGGGUAACCAUCACAGCCACGGUGUCAAGCAUGCUAAAAACACCAGCACGCCCAUUACGAAGAAUUGUGCCCCCAAAGGAGCACUGACGACUGCUCUGUUGAGCUCUGGCAAUCAGAGUCAUCCGAAAUGUGGGCCCGGCAAAACGGCAGUGCCACACUCCACUGCUGCGGUGAGUCCCGCUUGGCAGCCACCAGCUCAGCUUUCAAACCAGCUCUCACCUGUCCAGAGAAAAAUCAUGCAAGGAUGUCCAAAGACCAAGGCCACUGCAGUCACGGAGGGAAGCAAGUUCCAGAGCGGCAAUCAGAGCCUGUCCAAACCUGAGGAUGAAAAGUGGGAGAGAAUGAAGUCUCCUCUGUCCAACCUUGCAUCCAUUGUAAAGCAGCAAACACUCGAAACGACGGCGCCAACUGGUGAGGAUAAUACUCAAACAUCGCCUGGAGCACCAAGAAAAGCUGACCUUCUGAAUCCACUCACUGGGAGCCAAGACGCUCAGUCCAAACAAACGCCUACCUUUGAAUACCCACCAUACUGGUCCGUGGAUAAACGGUCCGGUGUGCCAUCUCAAGGGGAAAUUACGCCGGCUAUGAAAAGACACGAGAAAGCAAAUGCUGUUGAGCCUUUGGAGAAUGAUACGACCAUGCACACCAGCCAGGGAGAGCGCAUGGGACAGCAAGUCUCUUCCAAGCCCGUCGGCCAGCCGCAUCUCUUCGGGAGCAACGCGUCAACAAAUGGGAACCGAAUGGAGAGCAAACUGGCUCAGGUGUUGGAGGGAGAGACCCCGAGGAAAGAAUGCGGUUCAUCAGAGACUCCUGGCUGUGAAAAACUGGAGGGCGUGGUUGCAUCCAUUCUCACCGGCCAGUGUGCAGGAGGGGUCGACAAGUUUGUGAAGAAAACAAUCAAAACCAAAGAUCAGCCAGCAACCAAAGCGAAGGUCGCUGCCGGCAAACAGAAGAAGACCAACCCCAAGAAGCCAGCAAAGGAGAAACCACCAACAGCCCGAAUAAAAACGUCUUCAGGGAAGAAAAAGCAAGAGACAGAAAAUACUCCAGUAAAAGUGUCUUGCAAUAAGAAGCAGAAAAAACAAAGUGCACCAGUGCUUGAGCAGAAUCUGUCGGUGGGAAAAGUUUGCCCACAGAAAAAGAAGACGAUUCCAAAAGACAAGAUCAUUCCCAGCAAGGAUGAGCCCCCGACACGCAACAAAACAGACAGCAGCAGCCAUCCGCGGAGUGCAGAGACCUCAGUGUCUCUCAGUAACACCCCCAUACCCAGCAAAGAAGCUGAUGCAACAGAGUCCACCCCUCCAAGACUAAGGAGAGGGCGACGGCGAGCUGAUGAUGCUCGCCUUGACCUCUGGGGGUUUGCGACGCCUUCUCCCCCGCCACCGCCAAUGCCUCCCCCCACAGCGUCUCCCCCGCCGCCGCCCCCACAGACCCCCAUCCAGCCGGGCCGCCGGCCCAGAGGGAGGCCUCGGUCGACCCCUCUGUCGGAGCGCAUGCUUCAGGGCAAGGGUAAGAUGGCCGGGGCAGAGGGCGACGCACCUCCUCAUAAGAAACGCCAGCGGUGCUCGAGUAAGAAGUACGAGACUGGUGAAUACAUCACGGAGAAAGACAAGCUGGAAGAUGGAGAGCAGCUUCAACACUCCUUGAGUCAAGCCACUGGAACCCCAGCCGAUCCACAUGCAGAUCUGUGUCAGAGCCCGGCCGCCUCCAUCCCAGAGCCUCCUCCGAAGAGACCCUCAUUCACUCGCUCAGGGUCGGUCCGCUACCAGGAGAGUGAGGAGUCUCCAGAGUGCAAUGAUAAACCUUCAGGGAAGAGGAAGUUCAAAAGCAAACACUUAUGCGACAGCGAUGAGCAAAAGAGUAAGACCAAACGCAGCAGUUUGGGGAAACGCGGCGCCUCCCUCCCCCUGGACGAUGAUGGUGUUAAAAGUCCAGUUACCCUUCCAUCUACCCCAAAAAGUCUGCCAUCUUCUCCAUCCAGUAAGAAAAGCUCAUCAGGAAAAAACAUCUGUUCAGACUCUCCACCAAAGAGGCCCGUUCCUCCCGAGGUCCGUCGGCUGAUCGUCAAUAAAAACGCAGGAGAGACUUUACUGCAACGUGCCGCCCGCCUGGGCUACCAGGAUGUGGUCCAGUAUUGUCUUGAAAAGGACAUCAGGGAGGUCAACCGGCGUGACAAUGCAGGCUACACGGCGCUUCACGAGGCGUCCUCGCGAGGGUGGACUCGGAUUGUCCAGAUGCUUCUGAAACACGGUGCUGAUGUGAACUGCAGCGCUCAAGACGGAACGAGGCCCCUUCACGAUGCAGUGGCGAGUGAUAAUCUCCCGAUAGUUUGGCUACUCCUGAACCACGGCGCGGAUCCGACUCUAGCCACCUACUCUGGUCACACACCGAUCAAACUGGCACACAGUCCGAGCAUGAAGGCCUUCCUCACAGAAUAUUUCACAGAUCUGGAAGGCCGCAAUGAAAAGGAUCCCAGUUUACCCUGGGAUUUCUACAGUAGCUCCCUGUUUGAGAGCGAGCAAGAGCCAUGCUGGGACUUCCUGUUGUCCGAGCAGAACCAGGAGCUGGAGGAGGAUAGCACGGGGACGACGGAUCAAGAUUCAGACAAAGAUUGUCUUCUGUUCGAGUUCUCCUCCGAGCCCCUUUUACCCUGUUAUCAUGUUCAAGUGUCAUUAGCACAGGGUUUUUGCAACUGGUUCAUCCUGGCAGACGUCCUCAAGCGUUUGAAGAUGUCAGCGCGGAUCUUCCGGGCUCGUUACCCACACUUUGAGGUAGUGAGUUUGUCGCAGGCUGAGCUGUGGAAGCAGGUUUCAGUCAGCCAGGUGAGCUCAGCUCUCACUGCUCCCCACAAAAGCAAAAAUGAGGAUAAUGACAACGAAGAGGAGGAGGAGGAGGAGGAGGAGGAAGAGGGAUUUGUGGAUCUGGUGCGUUGUGUACCUGAGCUUCAAAGACUACUGGGCUCUUCCAUUCAUAUCCUACAAGAGGACGAAGAAGAGGAUGAGGAGGAGGAGACACAGACCAACACAGGGAAGCCUCGCAGCCGGUAGCCUCUCUCACGCGCACCCAUCUCCCCCACCGUGCAGACGGACUGCUGUCGUCCUGUCAGCCCGAGUCUUUCCCUGCGAGCGCCAGCUCACAGGAAGCUUCUCCGUCCAAUAUAACGAGAGUUUUGGGUUCAACUCCAACUACAGAAAAGACUUGACACUCCGCCUUAGACCUCAGACACUGGACAUGCACCGGAGUGGUCAGCGGUGAAAAGCAGCUUUCAGGUUCCUAUUCUAUAGGUAUAUUUAAAUACAUGAGAAACUUUCUUUUUUACUAUGUAUAUAAAUGGUAGUGUAUAUGUAUAUCUUGCCAUCAGGGUUAACACAUUUGGAUAUAUAAAUGAGUUGUGGCAAGGGGCGGAUGAUUUUUGGACCUUUUUGUUUGUUCCUGAUGGGAGGUGAUAUUUUUCGACAGGAGAUAAUCCAAGGGUUUUUAUCUUGGUGAACUCUAGCGUACAGCUAAGACACUUAAGUCAGGGAGGCCGCUGGUCCAGAUGGUUUUUCUGUCGACCUUGGAGAUCUGGAGACCUGCAAAGAAGAGAUCAUGGCACAUAGGCAUCCUUCCAGUCAUCCUUCCAGCUUUCUACACCCCCCCCCCCAUGUUUCACUUUAUCAUCAUGAUUGCAUCGUUACCAGACGUAUCUAAUAACGUAAAAUGUUUAUCUUCCCUCCACAUUUCACAAAGUCUGGGUGUCCCUGAGGCGUCCCGGCUCCCGCUCGCAGUAUGAAAUCAUGUUGUUUUGGACCUUGAGAUCGUGUUUGUUUACAGAACUGGACAGACAAUAGUGUUCUCCUCUCCUCAUGGACUGAUGGAGUCCUCUGGAUCUGUCUCAGAGGAAAAGUUGCUCCAUCCCCGGAGCCCAGAGGCGCUGAAAUGCCCUCUCAUCUGCAGCCACGACUGUCCCCCUCCACCCACACCCCCUGAUGUAGUGUUUCCAGAUCCCAGAGUGCUUUGUGUUGCAGUGUUUUAUUCACACUGUUUGUUGUGCUUUAUUUAAUAGUUCUUAAUAUAUUUGACCUCUUGUGUAUCUGACAACCUUAUCUAUGAAAAAUGCUUUUUAUGCUCGGUGCUUCAUUCUGAAAUGUACUUACUAGGAUCCCUUUAUUCUGAGAUUUUCCUCCCUCAUUCAAAAACAGUAUUUCAAAAAGAAAAAAAAAAAGAAGCAAAAGUACAGUUUUAUUGUACUGGUGCUACGAUAGAUUUUGUGUUGACAAUCAAUGAAGCUUUGGUUUGAAGUCACAAACUAAUGAAAGAUAUUUAAGAGACUUAAGGUGUAAAGAGAAGUAUAGUUUAGCUAAAGAAAAUGGGAUCCAGCAAGACUGAAAGACUUAAGACGUGUUUUGAGAUCCUGAAAGAGACUUUUAUUGGAUUCUUUUAUAAGAAAUCAAGCAGAAUAAAGCAUGGUUGUGAAUUAUAGUUUUAAUCUCUUUGUUUUGUCAGAAUUUUAUAAUGGAGGGUAUCAUUGUUUCUCAGGCUUUCUUCAAAUGCUCCCUUUUUUUUCUGUCACCCAUAUCGUGCUUGUUGCAGCUCCACCUGAAGCCCCCCCCCUGCAGUAAUGAGUCUGGCCAGAAAUAAAAAGCAGGACUCUUGUUGCCUUUUGAGAAUGCUUUUGAUUCAGUCACUUCACAGGCCUUGAGCUGUUUUGUGAGGACAUUAACUUCUGGGAAGGAAAGAAAAGUAAUUCUCCCUCAGCUCAGCACGCUUGUUUUCGUUUGAUAUUGACCUUCGGUUGCUGAAGUUAGCUAAUUAUUAAACAGGGAUAACAACUAUUUGGAGUCAGUUUAGACCUGACUCUGUUAUUUCUAUCAUGGACCGCUUCAGUGUGCAUCCCGUCUCUCAUAGCUGGGAUGGAGUCCAGCCCCAAACACCUCCCCCGCAGCCCUGAACCCGACCAAGCGGGUAUAGAAAAUAAAAGGACAGAUGGA
Molecule: messenger RNA, 6735 nt
Organism: Cololabis saira (Pacific saury)
Lineage: Eukaryota; Metazoa; Chordata; Actinopteri; Beloniformes; Belonidae
Gene: bcorl1
Product: BCL6 corepressor-like 1
Exons: 12
Coding region: 238-4812 (1524 amino acids)
Biological process (GO): negative regulation of transcription by RNA polymerase II
Cellular component (GO): nucleus
Molecular function (GO): transcription corepressor activity; protein binding
Source: RefSeq, a predicted model, not a curated record